Messenger RNA from Drechmeria coniospora, 663 nucleotides. RefSeq lists its product as uncharacterized. The coding region runs from base 1 to 663 and encodes 220 amino acids. The record is from RefSeq and is a predicted model, not a curated record. The transcript has a single exon. Lineage: Eukaryota; Fungi; Ascomycota; Sordariomycetes; Hypocreales; Ophiocordycipitaceae.
AUGUCCAUCCGCUCACUCGCUUUCGGAGGCUUCCUCCUCCUCGCCUCCCCGGUUCUCGGCCGCACCGAUCUCACGGGCUGCACUCACUACGAAACCGUCGUGAAGCCCUCAGGCAUGGCUGCGUACGCUUCGCGCGUCUGGUAUGUCCCCGACACGUACGAGCUCUGCGAGGUCCUCGACUGCGGCGGCGGCCGCGCUCCGCCCAAGACCACCGUUCCCGGUUGCCCUCAGUACAAAGGUAGCGAGUCGUACCAGCCUAAGUUCAUCGACCCGGCGUCCAUCAAGCCGGACACCGUGCAGGCGAGCGUGACCUCGGCGGCGCAGGCGGCGUCCUCGGCGGCGGCAGCGUCCUCGGCCUCGGCGGCGGCCUCCCCGUCGUCGUCGUCGGCCCAGCCGUCGUCGACCUCGUCGUCGAGCGAGACGACGAGCGCCAGCACCACCGCCAGCAUCACCACCAGCACCACCGCCAGCGCCAGCAUCACCGCCAGCGCCACCACCUCGGGCAGCGCGAGCAGCUCGGGCUCGGCUUUGCCGUCGGGCUCGGGCGUCCGGACCAACGGUACGAGCUCCUUGACGGCGGCCGGCGUCGCCGUCGACGGUGCCAGCGCCGUUAUGGGUUCCCUCUUCGCCGCUGCCCUGGCCGUCGGCCUUGGCUUGCUGUAG